Telopea speciosissima is the source of this 1624-nucleotide messenger RNA. RefSeq lists its product as uncharacterized. Gene Ontology annotation, cellular component: ribosome. The coding region runs from base 118 to 1476 and encodes 452 amino acids. The transcript has 5 exons. Gene Ontology annotation, molecular function: structural constituent of ribosome. Lineage: Eukaryota; Viridiplantae; Streptophyta; Magnoliopsida; Proteales; Proteaceae. The record is from RefSeq and is a predicted model, not a curated record. Gene Ontology annotation, biological process: translation.
UCGAAGCUCGAACCAGAGACAGAGAUGUUACUGUCGUCUCGCUUUGCACUUUGCAGUCCGCACUAGGGUUUUGUAUCGGCGCUUCGGAAGAUAGGGUUUCGAACAUUCGGUUAGUCAAUGGCACUGCAGUGGAGAUCGAAAUGUAGAACUUUACGAAACCCUAGUGUCGUCCAACGAUUUUCGUCCUCUUCGUCGUCUCCUCCAGAAUCUAAUGAUGGGGAAGACAAGAAGGAAUCCUCAUCUCCAUCGACUCCUUCAUUCUCUUCGUACUUCAGUGACGUUAAAGCCAGUCUAAAACAGUCUUCAGCUCCUCGAAGGGUUUCUCUCUCUUCUUCAAAGGAAACUCCUCCAUUCACUUCUCAGAAAUCUUCGAAGAUCGCUUCUCUGGAAGAAAUCCGCAAAAACCUCGCUGAAUAUCGUCUCAGAUCAGCUGCUCCUCCGCCCAACGAGAAGCCUUCUUCCUCACCUUCUCAAGCUAUCUCAUUUCAGGACCUCUACAAGAGAAAUGUGAUUGAAAAGAGCGAAGGAGGGAACGAUGGAGCCGGAAGUGGCAAGGGUGGAAAACCCUCUUUCGAUGCUAUCCGGGAGAGCUUAAGGCAGCUUCGAGCUUCAACCGGAAGCCAACCUGCGAGUGAUCGAUUUGGAGGAACGGGCGGUAGAGCAAGCAAGACCAUGAGGGACCCUCUGUCUCUUAGCGCUCUCAGAAGUAGUCUCAAGCUGCAGCCGCAAGAUCCUUCUUUGGCUUCGUCCGUUGUUAUUGGAGGAUCAGAGCCACUCCCUACGUCUGUUUUUGGAAAAGAAUGGAGAACGAAGGAGGCAGAAUCUCCAUCGCUGAAGACAGAGUUCGUGAAGAUGUAUAGUUACGGUGAGCUAGGGGAGAAGCUUCGUAAACUUCGUCCUGCUGAUACUAAUGUCAGUAAAAACUGGUUUUCUCUUGGGGAGUUAAAUGAGAGACUGAUUAAACUGAGAGAGAUUGAAGAGAAAGAGACAGAAUCGAAGAUUGGGGGAGUUUCGUUUAAAGACCUACGGGAGAGCUUAGUGCGGUUGCGGAUAUCAGAUGAGGAUAAGAUGAAGAGAUCGUCGACACACAGGUUUGAUAUAUUGGGUCAGCUGGGAGGGACUCCAAAUUUUAUGCUUUCACCUCCAAAGGAGCACCUAGUUGAGAAAUAUUUCCACCCGGAUAACAUGUCGUCAGCAGAAAAGCUGAAACUAGAGCUUAAAAAAGUUAGGGAUGACUUUAAAUUGUCAGAAUCCGAUUGUGGAUCUGCACGUGUUCAAGUGGCACAACUCACGACAAAAAUCAAGCAUCUUUCUUCUCUUUUACAUAAAAAGGAUAAGCAUUCUCGCAAGGGUCUUCAAGGAAUGGUCCAGAAAAGAAAGAAGUUGCUCAAGUAUCUCCGAAGAACUGACUGGGAUUCCUACUGCUUUGUUCUCUCUAAGCUUGGACUCAGGGACAACCCAGACUACAAGAACUAGAACUAGCUUCCUAUCCCUAACUUAAGCAGAGAGGAAAAGUUGAAAUUGAGGACCUUCAUUUUUUAAUUAUUUUUUAUUUUUUUCUCUCCCGUGUGGUACUGUCAAGCUUCUUUGCUGUUCAAUCAGAUAUGGCUUCGGAGUAAUCUCA